ACUCAUUUGAUGCGAGUGGGGCGCAGCGUGAGCACCACACACGCGGGGUGGACGAGAGCGCGUUCUUCCUUCAGACCUUCUGGCUACAAUUUCCUCUCUCUCAGUCUGCUCCUGCCCGCGCCAGGGAUCGCUCCGCUCCAGUUUGGUGCCGCUGUCGUCAAAAGUUUAAGUAGUGGGUAAAAGAUAAAAAAAGGUUCAACGCGGAGAGGAGCGCACGGGAGUAACAGGAGACACGAGAGGCAGUGGGAAAAGGAAGAAAACAUAAACAACACGCUUCGUUUUUGAUACUGUUACCACGGAAACGACUGGAGAGCGAGCGCAGUCGAGUUUGGACGCGGUGAACGGAGAAGGUGCGCGGAGGAUUACGCAGAGCGGCUCGCGGAUGGUGGUGGAUUUUAGCGAAGAGGAGUCGCUGCCUCUGUGCAAGUCUCAGAUGAAGAUGAAGUCUGCGGGCGUGGUGGAUGGAGGCUUGUUCACAGAGAGCUACUGUAACAUCUGCAACGCCCAGCUCAUCUCAGAGUCCCAGCGCACCGCACACUACGAGAGUAAGAAGCAUGCCAAUAAAGUGCGCUUGUUCUACAUGCUUCACCCUGAGGAUGGAGGACCUCCAUCCAAAAGGCUGAGACCAGACAACCCUGACUGCGCAGAAACUGAAGUGGACCGGAACAAGUGCUGCACGCUGUGUAACAUGUUCUUCACCUCCGCCAUUGUGGCCCAGUCGCACUAUCAGGGCAAGACACACGCUAAGAGAGUCCGCUUGGUCCUGGGGGAGCCGCCUGCAGCACUCAACAGCCCCACAAACACAGACUCUUCGCCACCUACUCCACUGCCCACAGACCCAAAUUUAUGCCCCAACCCUGCCCCCACGUUGCCUUGGCCCGUGACUGUGGUUGGGGCGAACGGCGGGAGAGAGGCGGGGAAGUACUGCUGCUUAUGUGGAGCCUGGUUCAAUAAUCCGCUGAUGGCACAACAACAUUACGAGGGCAAGAAACACAGAAGGAACGCCGCCCGGGCACGCCUCCUGGAGCAGUUAGCUGGCAGUCUGGAUGCCACGGAGAGCACAGGGUUACGCAGUAGCUACUCUUGCAAUGUCUGCAGUGUCGUCCUCAACUCUAUUGAGCAGUACCACGCACACCUCCAGGGCUCCAAGCACCAAAACAACCUGAAGCAGCACCAGCAGUGAGCCUCGGAGUCGGCCAUCGAUGAUGCAGGGAAUGAGACCACAGAGAUUACACACCAAUAAGAAGAGAUAAACAGGGACUAUGAGAGACUUGAGCACUUUUGCUAACACAAGUGUUUAUGUGAAUCGACUGUAAAUGUAAAGAUGUCAUGGACACUGCAUAGACAUUAGUUUAUAUUAAAUUUAAAAAAUCUAUUUGAUAAGAGGUCUACAAAGACAGAUAUCUGAAAAGUAUAACGCCAUGUAUCCCCACAGCCAGGGCUUGACAUGAACAGUGCUACAUACCACAGUGGCCAGCAGAAGUUUACGCAUAUACUGAAGACUUUCUCCUGAUUCUAUGCUACCGUGUUUCUUUCAUAACGUAAAGAACAGGAAAAAUAAACACAACAAAAGUCAAGUAUUAAGAUGUCAUUAUGCAAAACAUCAAAUAAAGUUACUACUGCAUUCUGACGGCUGGUGAGCAAAAAAAGAUCAUGUCAAGCCCUGCCCACAUCCCUAUAAAGAAAACUGAUGUCAGCUGUUGCCCACGGUGAUAAGAAUGAUCACUACAACAAUAAUCCGUAAGUUCUUUGCCAGUUUAGAGCACCGAUGUACUGCAAAUCCGCACGCCUUCAGACCGUUAGACCUCAGACUCCAAAUGGUCAAGUCUAAGCGACAGAAACUUCAAUUGACCAGACCAUUCGUAUGAUUUUGUUUGUAGUGCGUUAUCUUGAAUCGGGGCACUGCAAAUAGCCAGGUUGUGUUUUUGUUAGUCAUGUACUGUUAAGAACAUUCCUUCUCAACACUGAUGUCAGAAACCGGGGUAACAGGAAACGGCCACUGUCUCCCGAGUUAAGACAAGCUAAAUGUAGAUAAGAGGACUUCUAUUUUUCUGUUGCUGAGACCAGAAGAAGAACAUGUCACUCCUGAUCCAUGUAGCAGCCAACCUACAGAUGGAUGGGGUCGGAUGCAUGCAAAACGAUGUUGCAAUGCCUUUUCAAAUCUAUAGCUUGUGCAUUUGGCAUCAGUGCUGCUUCUUAGUGAGAGCUUCAUAGGGCAACGCUGCACAUGUUCUAUGUUCUAUUAGCACUGGAUUUCUUUUCUAGAGUAAGAGGAUAAUGCUCGUGAUGUGUUCAGUCUCACACUGUCAGUGCCGUAUUUAUUAGAUGAUAAGAAAAGAAUAUUAUAUGAAAUAUCAGCAGUAUUUUGUUAAGACAAGCUAAUCAUACAACACUAAUGCAAUGAGUUAUGGACUGUUCUUAAGACUUGGUUUGUUUGUUUAUUAGUGAGUACAGUGUAGUUUGAAUGACCUUCUGGUGCAAAACACAUUUUCUGAACUGUAUUCUUCAUUCAACCACAAAUGUAGCUGGAAGUAGAAGUAGUGUGCAGACUUUUUUUUUGCUGUUUCUCAUGUUAUGUAUGAAAAUGUCGCUCUUUCCUUUGCAAAUAAACAACAGAUUUGGGUACUG
Molecule: messenger RNA, 2628 nt
Organism: Periophthalmus magnuspinnatus
Lineage: Eukaryota; Metazoa; Chordata; Actinopteri; Gobiiformes; Gobiidae
Product: zinc finger protein
Exons: 7
Coding region: 383-1183 (266 amino acids)
Molecular function (GO): zinc ion binding; nucleic acid binding
Source: RefSeq, a predicted model, not a curated record